Molecule: messenger RNA, 1005 nt
Organism: Tripterygium wilfordii
Lineage: Eukaryota; Viridiplantae; Streptophyta; Magnoliopsida; Celastrales; Celastraceae
Product: pentatricopeptide repeat-containing protein At3g24000, mitochondrial-like
Exons: 4
Coding region: 1-1005 (334 amino acids)
Biological process (GO): RNA modification
Molecular function (GO): protein binding; RNA binding
Source: RefSeq, a predicted model, not a curated record
AUGGAAAUGAGUAAAUGUAGGAGAAAGGGGCUUUUAGAAUUUCCCUUUAAAAAAUUGUCCAACCUAGAUGAUUACAUGGACAUGUUAUAUAGACUUAGGUUGCUUUGGGUCACCAAAUCUUGGUUUUCUAAAGAUCCAAACACAAGGAACUCGUUGAUUAACUUAUACUCAAAAUGUCCUUUUUUUGGAUACGCACGGAAGCUUGUUGUAGAAGGUCCUGAAUCAGAUUCGGUGUCUUGGUCUGCUUUGAUUUCCGGGUAUGCCCAGAAUGGGCUUGCUGCAGAGGCAAUUUCGGCUUUGUAUGAGAUGCAUUUGUUGGCUGUGAAGUGUAAUGAAUUCACCUUUCUUAGCGUACUUAAGGCCUGUAAGGUUAAGAAGGAUUUGAGUCUAGGGAUGCAAAUUCAUGGAAGUACAGUGGUUACAGGGUUUGAGUUGGAUGAGUAUGUGUCUGAAUGCUUUGCUUGUUAUGAUAUGGUUUCGUCCGGUAUUAGACCCAAUGAGUUUCGUCUCUCUGGUAUUAUCAAGUCCUGUACACGUUUAAUGGAUGGUGAUCGAGGAACGCAAAUUCAUGGGUAUAUUAUAAAACUCAGGUAUGAUACAGACCUGUUCUCAGCAAAUGCACUCAUUGACAUUGUUUCUUGGAAUGCUAAUUGCUGGUUGUGGUCAAGAGUCAGGAUUAUGUAUCAAGUACUCUUAAAGCUUGUGCUGGAAUGGGUCUCAAGAGAAUUGGGUAGACAGUUGCACUCAUGCUUAAUCAAGAUGGAUGCCAAGUCAGAUUCUUUUGUCUGCGUGGGACUUAUAGAUAUGUAUUCAAAUCGUCAUUUGAGGGAUGAUGUGAGAAUGGUGUUUAAGUUAAUGCCAGAGAAUGACUUAAUUACAUGGAAUGCUGUGAUCUCUGGGCAUUCAUUUAAUGGAGAAGACAUGGAUUCUCUGAGAAGAGCUGGUUACUAUCAGGUUCUAAUUGCCUGCCUGCCUGCAUUACAAAUUCUGUUCAUCUGCUGCUAA